Molecule: messenger RNA, 806 nt
Organism: Momordica charantia (bitter melon)
Lineage: Eukaryota; Viridiplantae; Streptophyta; Magnoliopsida; Cucurbitales; Cucurbitaceae
Gene: MEE60
Product: maternal effect embryo arrest 60
Source: RefSeq, a predicted model, not a curated record
GUACGACUAGCCUGAACGACAUGUCGUUUCCAAUAAAGAUAAACGCUUUCUUCCGACAGGAAUGGUGCAAUUUUUUCUAUCCUUCCUCUCCCCCAUUUUUCAAUUCCUCAACCUGCUUUACCAAUUGCGUUCACUACGCGCUGCAAGUCCGAUUCCGGCCGUCCUCCACCGUCUGGAAGAUGCCGGCCGGCACCAGCAUUCACAUUUCAGCCCUUGACGGCAUCGUGAACGUCAACUCCAUGUUCACUCUCGCCGUCUUCUUGGGCCUGGCCUGGAACCCCAACGAUCCCACCAACAAUCUCGUCCAAAACCCUAAUUGCUUGGCCGCCCCCUCCAUCGCCGAGAAUCUCGUCGCCUUCCACGUCUACUCUUUCAGCUCCUUCCUCUUCUCCAGCUUAAUCGCCCUCGGCCUCAAGCAGGCCAUACGGAUCUCAAAAAGCCCCUUCUAUCACCCGACCGAGUUCUUCGUCCGCGUCAACAAAUCGGCCCUUCGGAUCGGGAUGCUGAUUUCGGGCAUCGGAUCGGUUUGCGGCUGCGGAUUCCUCAUGAUGGCCCUAAUUAACGUCGUCCAGAUCAAGCUCGGCACUCUCAGCUGCGGCAGCUCUCAGACUUUCGCGGCGGUGGUUCCGCUUGUGAUUUUGGUUCCGAUUGCCCUCAUUAUUUACAUCUGUCUUGUUUCCUACGCUUUUAUCAAUUAGACGUUGCGAAUGCGUGUCCUGAAUAUACGACUCUUGAUUUCUAUUUGACAUUGAUUUGUGUCGUUGUGUAUGAUUCUAAUUCUACUAUUUCAGUAUUGCUAUCACCAA